CAUUCUCGGGAACGUAGUGGAAGUGAGACCUGAUCUCGCCGGAACCCCUAGAAUGUCGGAAAAUUGCGCACUCCGGCGAGCUAACGUUCUCGCUAAUCACAUACUCCAGUCACCUCCUCAGCCUUGGAACAACUCCCUCGCGCGCGAGGCAUGCUUGCAGUACACGCCACCGGAGGUCAACGAGAGCUAUGGCUUCCAAGUCAAGGAGAUGAGGAAACUCCUCGACGGACACAAUUUGGAGGACAGAGACUGGCUGUACGGGAUCAUCAUACAGAGCAAUCUGUUCAACAGGAAGGAAAGAGGAGGAGGCAAGGUGUUCGUAUCGCCAGAUUACAAUGAGACGAUGGAGCAGCAGCGCGAGAUCAGCAUGAAGCGGAUCAUGUACUUUCUCGAGAAUGGUGUCUUUAAAGGAUGGUUAACAGAGACUAGUCCUGAGGCUGAGCUCAAGAAGUUUGCUCUCUACGAGGUUUGCGGGAUGUAUGAUUACUCCCUAUCCGCCAAACUCGGUGUUCAUUUCUUGUUAUGGGGUAAUGCUAUUAAGUUCUUUGGGACAAAGAGGCAUCAUGAGAAGUGGCUGAAAGACACUGAAGAUUAUCUUGUCAAGGGCUGCUUUGCAAUGACUGAGUUAGGCCAUGGAAGUAAUGUGAAGGGAAUUGAAACAGUGACUAGUUAUGACCCAAGAACUGAGGAGUUUGUGAUAAACACUCCUUGUGAAUCUGCUCAGAAGUACUGGAUCGGUGAGGCAGCUAUUCAUGCAAACCAUGCAAUUGUGAUUUCUCAGCUUGAGAUAAACGAAACCAACCAAGGGAUUCAUGUAUUUAUAGCUCAGAUCAGAGAUCAAGAUGGAAACAUAUGUCCAAACAUCCACAUUGCUGACUGUGGACACAAGAUUGGUUUGAAUGGUGUUGACACUGGCCGGAUAUGGUUUGACAAUCUUCGGAUCCCAAGAGAGAAUUUACUGAACUCAGUUGCUGAUGUUUCACCUGAUGGAGAGUAUGUUAGCGCUAUUAAAAAUCCUGAUCAGAGAUUUGGAGCAUUCUUGGCCCCUUUGACCUCUGGUCGUGUCACCAUUGCUUCAUGUGCAAUUUACUCUGCAAAGGUGGGAUUAGCUGUUGCUAUAAGAUACUCACUAUCAAGAAGAGCCUUCUCUAUUGUAGCCAAUGGUCCUGAAGUGCUCCUUCUUGAUUAUCCAAGCCAUCAAAGACGACUUUUACCACUCCUUGCAAAGACAUAUGCUAUGAGUUUUGCGGCAAAUGACAUAAAGAUGAUGUACGUGAAGAGGACACCUGAGACCAACAAAGAGAUUCAUGUUGUCUCAAUGGGACUAAAAGCUCUUCUCACCUGGCACAAUAUGCGAACCCUUCAGGAAUGUCGUGAGGCUUGUGGAGGGCAAGGUUUGAAAACAGAGAAUCGAGUUGGUCAUUUAAAAGGCGACUAUGAUGUGCAGACUACAUUUGAAGGUGACAAUAAUGUUCUGAUGCAGCAGGUAAGCAAGGCACUUUUUGCUGAGUAUGCGUCGUGUAAGAAGAGGAACAAACCUUUCAAAGGAUUGGGAUUGGAACACAUGAACAGUCCUCGUCCUGUAUUGCCUACUCAACUCACAUCUUCUACCCUCAGAUGUAGCCACUUCCAGAAAAAUGUAUUCUGCUUAAGAGAGCGAGAUCUUCUAGAAAGAUAUACUUGUGAAGUUGCAGAGCUUCAAGAGAGAGGAAAAAGCAGAGAGUUCUCCUUCCUCUUGAGUCAUCAACUUUCUGAAGAUCUAAGUAAAGCUUUUGCGGAAAAAGCAAUCCUACAAGCCGUUUUGGAUGCUGAAGCCAAACUGCCUGCUGGCUCCAUUAAGCACCAUCUAUUUUGAUGAUGGGAUGUGGUGGGUCUUGUAAGAUCAAUGUACGCAUUGAUCUGCAUGGAAGAAGAUCCAUCGUUCUUGAGAUAUGGUUACCUCUCAAGGGACAGUGUUGGAGAUGUGAGGAGAGAAGUUUCUAAGCUUUGCAGAGAGCUUAGACCACACGCGCUUGCACUUGUCACUUCAUUCGGAAUACCAGACGCGUUUUUGGGACCGAUUGCAUUUAACUGGAUCGAAGCCAACGCUUGGUCUUAAAUAUUAUGUUGUACUAGAAAUAGUCCCUUCAAUAAUUUCAAAACAUAUUGUUGAAGCUGUCGCAUUGCUGUAUUACUAGUACUACUAGUAAAAGAGGAUAUUCUCAGCUUUUGACAGUUCUGUAAUAAUAACUGACAAAUUACCAUUAUAAAUAAUUUGUUACAGAGGUUUUAGUGUAUUUGUAGUUUGUACAAUGUACUGUACAUAGUAAAAACAAAGAGACUUUUUUCUUUUCUUGAUAAGAAGAAAAGAGUUGUUCUAUGUAGAAAUGUUGUUGCUACAAUAAGGCACAAAAGGAAAACAAUGACAGACAUUACACAGAUCUAUUAUAUUAAUGUCACUGUCAACUUCUUCUGAAAACCUAUUUUAUCAAAAAACAGAAAAUAAACAAAACUUCUGAAAUUAAUUUUACACCCUCCUCUUCGAUGCACCAUAUAUCAUGUUGUUGAGACUAAUUAUUAAGACUCGGUGUAUUUGAGUAUUAGUAAUGAUUCAUCUCUACCGGCUCUACCUACCAGCUAACAGUAAAAUGGGUCGUCUAUGAAUGAGGAUUUAACUUUUUUUUUAAUAACCUACUUAUAUAUAGAUACUGUAUUAUAUAAAGAAACAUUUACACUUUAGAGCAUGAUUAUCCCUAGAACCCAUUAUAGUCUCUUAAUCAAUUGUUUAGUAAUAAAUGUGUGUUAAGAAUUUUAGUUAAGAGACAUCUAAAUUUUUGUCCUCCAUUGCAAGUUUCUUAAAUAAUGGUUCUUAAACAAAAUUACACAACACCAAUCAACCAUUAAAAAACUGAAGCUUUUUCUAUGUAAAAUUGUUAAACAACAUAAAUAGGGAGGAGAGUAUCCUAAUAUAUACGAAAAAAGGCAGAGUGAUGGUUCGAGUUCACAGAAACACCACUGUAAAUUUAAUAUGUAUACCUUCAGAGACGGCGUUAACUUGGUUUAGGGCAUCGAGAGCAGACUCAAAGGGGUGAAAUGCUGUGAGCUGGACAACACGGCCAAAGCGACUGAGGUCGGAGACU
This is a messenger RNA of Brassica rapa (field mustard), 3119 nucleotides long. RefSeq names its product putative acyl-coenzyme A oxidase 3.2, peroxisomal. Gene Ontology annotation, cellular component: peroxisome. Gene Ontology annotation, biological process: lipid homeostasis; fatty acid beta-oxidation using acyl-CoA oxidase. The record is from RefSeq and is a predicted model, not a curated record. Gene Ontology annotation, molecular function: fatty acid binding; acyl-CoA oxidase activity; FAD binding. Lineage: Eukaryota; Viridiplantae; Streptophyta; Magnoliopsida; Brassicales; Brassicaceae.